CGGGACAGGGAGCAGGGCUGUCCCUGGGUUUCCUCUGGAGCAGCAGCUUUGGCCCUGGAGGAGGGGCUGCGGGGAGGGUCCGUUAGAUGCCCCUGAGCCCCGGGCGCAGGGGGUGCUGGGAGCUGGCAGGAAAGAGGAAGUGGUGGCCAAGAGGCCCUGGGGGGGCUGAGGUUCAGGAAGAGGGCGGGGCCCUCAGCCCGGACCCAGGAUGGCGGAGGCCGAUCCCCCUUCGGAGCAGGAGCUGGAGAGCGAGCCGCGCAGCUGGUCCCUGCUGGAGCAGCUGGGCCUGGCAGGGGCGGACCUGGCGGCCCCCGGGGUGCAGCAGCAGCUGGAGCUGGAGCGGGAGCGGCUGCGCAGGGAGAUCCGCAAGGAGCUGAAGCUGAAGGAGGGCGCCGAGAACCUGCGGCGGGCCACCACCGACCUGGGCCGCAGCCUGGGCCCCGUGGAGCUGCUGCUGCGCGGCUCCUCGCGCCGCCUGGACCUGCUGCACCAGCAGCUGCAGGAGCUGCACGCGCACGUGGUGCUGCCCGACCCGGCCACCGCCCGGGAUGCCCCCCACUCCCCGGGUGCAGGCGGCCCUGCCUGCUCGGCCACCAACCUGAGCCGCGUGGCGGGGCUGGAGAAGCAGCUGGCCAUCGAGCUGAAGGUGAAGCAGGGCGCGGAGAACAUGAUCCAGACCUACAGCAACGGCAGCACCAAGGACCGGAAGUUGCUGCUCACGGCCCAGCAGAUGCUGCAGGACAGUAAGACGAAGAUCGACAUCAUCCGCAUGCAGCUCCGCCGGGCCCUGCAGGCCGGCCAGCUGGAGAGCCAGGUGGCCCCGGACGAGGCCCAAGGGGGUCCGGACCUGGGGGCUGUGGAGCUGCGCAUCGAGGAGCUGCGGCACCACUUCCGAGUGGAGCACGCGGUGGCCGAGGGCGCCAAGAACGUGCUGCGCCUGCUCAGCGCGGCCAAGGCCCCGGACCGCAAGGCAGUCGGCGAGGCCCAGGAGAAGCUGACCGAGUCCAACCAGAAGCUGGGGCUGCUGCGCGAGGCCCUGGAGCGCAGGCUGGGGGAGCUGCCUGCCGACCACCCCAAGGGGCGGCUGCUGCGCGAAGAGCUCGCUGCGGCCUCGUCCGCCGCCUUCAGCGCCCGCCUCGUGGGGCCCUUCCCCGCCACGCACUACAGCACCCUGUGCAAGCCCGCGCCGCUCACAGGGACCCUGGUGGUUCGAGUGGUGGGCUGCAGGGACCUCCCAGAGACCAUCCCCUGGAACCCCUCGCCCUCGGUGGGGGGACCCGGGACCCCAGACUGCCGCACCCCCUUCCUGAGCCGCCCAGCCCGGGGCCUUUACAGCCGAAGUGGGAGCCUCAGUGGCCGGAGCAGCCUCAAAGCCGAAGCGGAGAACAACAGUGAGGUCAGCACCGUGCUUAAGCUGGAUAACACGGUGGUGGGCCAGACGUCCUGGAAGCCGUGUGGCCCCAACGCUUGGGACCAGAGCUUCACCCUGGAGCUGGAGAGGGCUCGGGAGCUGGAGUUGGCUGUGUUCUGGCGGGACCAGCGGGGCCUGUGCGCCCUCAAAUUCCUGAAGUUGGAGGAUUUCUUGGACAAUGAGAGGCACGAGGUGCAACUGGACAUGGAACCCCAGGGCUGCCUGGUGGCCGAGGUCACCUUCCGCAACCCUGUCAUCGAGAGGAUCCCCCGGCUCCGGCGGCAGAAGAAAAUCUUCUCCAAGCAGCAAGGGAAGGCCUUCCAGCGCGCCAGGCAGAUGAACAUCGACGUGGCCACAUGGGUGCGGCUGCUCCGGAGGCUCAUCCCGAACGCGACGGGGACAGCCACCUUCAGUCCCGGGGCUUCUCCCAGGUCUGAGGCCCGGCCUGCAGGAGACGUGUCCGUGGAGAAGCUGAACCUCGGGGUGGACUGGGACAGCUCGCCCCAGAAGAGCCCCGUGAACCCUCCUUCCAGCCCCUCCAGCCCGAGUUCCCCGGUCCGGGAAACGGCCACCACUGGCGAGCUGCCUUCGGAGACCCAGGAGACCCCAGGCCCCGCCCUGUGCAGCCCCCUGAGCAAGUCACCCCUGAGCCUGGAGGAUUUCAAGUUCCUGGCGGUGCUGGGCCGGGGUCACUUCGGGAAGGUGCUGCUCUCCGAAUUGCGGUCCAGCGGGGAGCUGUUCGCCAUCAAGGCUUUGAAGAAAGGGGACAUCGUGGCUCGCGACGAGGUGGAGAGUCUGAUGUGUGAGAAGCGGAUCUUGGCGGCGGUGACCAAGGCAGGACACCCCUUCCUGGUGAACCUCUUCGGCUGUUUCCAGACACCAGAGCACGUGUGCUUCGUGAUGGAGUACUCGGCCGGCGGGGACCUGAUGCUGCACAUCCACAGCGACGUGUUCUCUGAGCCCCGCGCCGUCUUCUAUUCAGCCUGCGUGGUGCUGGGGCUGCAGUUUCUCCACGAGCACAAGAUCGUCUACAGGGACCUGAAGCUGGACAAUUUGCUCCUGGACAUGGAGGGCUACGUCAAGAUCGCAGACUUCGGCCUCUGCAAGGAGGGGAUGGGCUACGGGGACCGGACGAGCACGUUCUGUGGGACCCCCGAGUUCCUGGCCCCCGAGGUGCUGACCGACACGUCGUACACACGGGCCGUGGACUGGUGGGGGCUGGGCGUGCUGCUCUACGAGAUGCUGGUGGGCGAGUCCCCGUUCCCAGGGGACGACGAGGAGGAGGUCUUCGACAGCAUCGUCAACGAUGAAGUCCGCUACCCACGCUUUCUGUCGGCGGAAGCCAUCGGCAUCAUGCGCAGGCUGCUGCGGAGGAAUCCCGAGCGGAGGCUGGGGUCCAGCGAGAGAGACGCCGAAGAUGUGAAAAAGCAGCCCUUCUUCCGGACGCUGGCCUGGGACGCGCUGCUGGCCCGGCGCCUGCCGCCGCCCUUCGUGCCCACGCUGUCCGGCCGCGCCGACGUGAGCAACUUCGACGAGGAGUUCACGGGGGAGGCGCCCACGCUGAGCCCGCCCCGCGAGGCCAGGCCGCUCUCCGCCGCGGACCAGGCGGCCUUCCAGGACUUCGACUUCGUGGCCGGGGGCUGCUAGCCCCCCCUCGCCCUGCCACCCCUCCCCCCCACCUGAGAGCUCUUGGUUUUUAAAAAGGCCUUUGGGGCGUGCCCCGCCCGUC
Molecule: messenger RNA, 3140 nt
Organism: Microcebus murinus (gray mouse lemur)
Lineage: Eukaryota; Metazoa; Chordata; Mammalia; Primates; Cheirogaleidae
Gene: PKN1
Product: protein kinase N1
Biological process (GO): protein phosphorylation; signal transduction
Molecular function (GO): small GTPase binding; protein serine/threonine kinase activity; ATP binding
Source: RefSeq, a predicted model, not a curated record